Messenger RNA from Phycomyces blakesleeanus NRRL 1555(-), 3240 nucleotides. RefSeq lists its product as hypothetical. The record is from RefSeq and is a predicted model, not a curated record. The transcript is spliced from 10 exons. Bases 1 to 3240 code for a protein of 1079 amino acids. NCBI's taxonomy places the organism in Eukaryota, Fungi, Mucoromycota, Mucoromycetes, Mucorales, Phycomycetaceae.
AUGCCAAAUGAGAAUUCUUCCCGCGUUAUAUUCCUCAUUGACACUCGUGAUCCCUUGAUCGAUGCUUCGAAAAUCAAACAGAUCGCCUUGCAGAUCCUCUUGUACUUUUACGAUUGUGUAGACAAGGAAGUGACAUGGGGAUACCGUUUCUUCAAUUCCGAAUCUGCAGCUGUUGACGCUGCAAAAUAUCCUCUUUAUUCAUUCACGCCAGAACACAUCAAUGCCUUUAAAGCAAAGUGUUCUCAGAGACUACGCCAAGAUUCCAAAUCCCCAGUUUCUUCCACUUCCACUUCUUCUUUUCCUUUUUCCUCAUUUUCUGCUGCCGCUAGUGCUAAUAGUAGUGUCUUUUCUUUUAUGACCAACACAAAUAUGAAUAUGAAUACGAAUAUGAAUACGAAUUCUAGUAGCAUUAAUUUUGUUGGCAACAAACGUCAAACCACAUCAUACUCUGUUCUCAAAGAAACGAUGAUGCAAAUCCUGGCAGAGUUUCAGUGGGCCGGCACUGACUCGUACCUGUCAACGAUCAAGAGCCGCCAAAAGUCAAAAGCGGUCUGCUUCCGGUCCAAUAAACCUGGGCAGGAGGGAGUUAAUAUCAAAAACCACGUGUACAUGAUCACCAAUUGUCCAGAUACCUAUGACAGCAUGCUUCGGUAUGUUGGAUACACCAACCUUGAAGACCCAGACGCCACAGACGAUCAAAAGAUAGAACAUCUAGCACGGUCGAUUCAUUUUAUGGCCCAGGAUGUACAAAAGUCUCUGUUACAGACGUACAUCAAACGGCAGAUAUCUUUCAACUGGAUUAACACUUUAGAAAAGCCAAAUGAAACAGAACAGAAUAAAAGCUUUCAAAAGCUUAUUUCUCAUGGCCUAAGCAAAUUUCUUAGUCUGUUUGGCGGACACAUGAUUCCUUAUUACCUUCCACUCGUAAAUCAUACCAAAUACGGCUGUUCGUUUACCACCAUAUUCUCUUCUUAUUGCUCGUCUGAAAUCGAUACUGUUGUCAACAAGAACAGCGAGACCAUGAUCACAAACCCGGCCCAUUCGGUCGAAGCAUACCUAACCCACAUCAAAAUAGAACAUCAAAAGGCCAACACAUCCUUUUGGGAGGGUGAGUUUUAUCUUGGCCAUGAUGCAUACUUUUUGUCCGAGAGGCAAGGAGCACGUAAGGAGUAUCAAGUAAGGCUGAAACCUUUCUUUCGUACGACUCGAGAACUGCCCUUGGAAGAACGCAACUUCUCUACGUCUAUCAACGAUCUAUUUUCUCGAGUCAAUGUGUUCCAUACCGUUGCCCUGAUCCACAAUACCGAAGUUCGGGCAGAGUGGUUUGAGAACGACGAGUCCGAGUCCGAGUCCAAGUCCAAGUCCAAGUCCAAGUCCAAUCCAGAUUCCGAGUCCGAUUCCGGCGGCCUUAGUCCGGGCCAUAGUCCAGCCAAACGGGUUGAGUUUGUCAUGACAUCCAAAGAGCCUGUUCCGGAAACCUUUAUGGACCUCAUUGAUUCUCUGAUCGCUUCUCACCAGGUGAUCCUUGUUGACCUGCAGGCCCGGCGUGCGUCCCGGAGCACCGGCCCACACCCUCACUCGCAGGCUCUUCUGCAGCCCCUGACGUCCGGGUUUAUGAACGUGAUUCUGUUGACAAAGCCGGUCGGAGCCGACGAGCUCCAGAGCCUCGAGUCCGGCGCACGGUUUCCCAAAACCCACCCGCCCGAGACAACUCAACUGGACAUCCCGGCCCUACUAGAGACCGCGCCGUAUUCCAUCAGAGUCGUCAAUCACUACAGGCGGUCCAAAGCACCUUUGGUGCCGAUCGUCUUGAAUGAAUCACCAAAUGUGCUGGAGCUUCUCAAGGCACACAAAGAAAAGAAAAAGGCAGAAGAAGAAGCAAGAUCACAACAAAAAGUAAAAUCAAAACCAACAAAUACAAACAAGAAAACGGUUGAUACUCCAAUUGCUAGUCUUCCAAGAGACGAAGAUGAAUUUAUAAUCACAGUCAAGAAACUAUACCUAGAAGCUCUUUACACCGGAAAGUGGACUCACCUUGGAAUGAUGAAGAAUCUGGCUUCUUGUGUCAGUUCUGCUAGAAACUAUUGUACUUUGGACAUAAUUACUUUACUUAGUAUAUGGACCAAGAGUUGGAUAGAUGUAGAUAAUCAUCAUCGAGAAAUCGAGGACCAAUUGAAUGAUGUUCAAGACUGUGUUGAUUUGGAAGAAUCUCGGUACAUAAGCGUAUGGGAAGAAGAACAAUUGAUGAAUGCCAAUAGUUCUAGAAGAGAAGUUUUGUUAAAGCUGUUGAAAAUGAGAGAAACAAAAUUACAAAUCACUCUUUACCUUACAAUUCUAUCCUUAAAAAAAGAAAUGCGAUCAAAUGAACAUGGCAAGAGACAAAAGAGACAUAAUGAAGAUGACGACGGUAUCACGAACUGGAAACCGAUGGAUCGGUACAGCACACUUCCGGAAGAACUUGUAGAUAUAUUCCUGGACAGAAUCCAAAUCUGGGAAGUGGCUUCGUCUAUCCGCGACGAACUUGUAGAAAUAAAUGCAGAAAGAGAAGGGUCAAAGACACAGAGUCCUAUUGAUUCAGCAGAUAUCUCAUUGCGAACAUUUGUAAAGAACGUAGCGAAAUGCUUUUCGGACGCACUUCCUGAUGUUGUGAGAUCGUACCGAGAAAAGAUUGAUGAUGAUGAUGAUCACGAAAGCUCACAGACAUCAGACACAAAAUCAUCAAAAUCAUCAUGGUCAUAUUCGAAUCCUAAAAAGAUGAGAAAGACUUCAAGUAUGAGCAAACCUUCUCGGACAAGAAGCUCUAAUUCAGUCACUUCAUCAUCGUCUACCGCAACUGCUGGCGCAACCGCAUCUACUUCUUCAUCCAUAUCCACCUUAACUUCGACAUCCACAUCCACAAACACAACCUCAACCAAUCGUGCGACUCGUGUACCGGACCUGUCAUUCAUGAGGCGUGAGGUUGAUCUUGUACAAAAGCCACGAAAGGAAGUUGUGCGGCGUCCUGGUGAGGCAUCAAGAGUAAUUGAUGCAAAGGUUGAACGGUCAAAGGUAGAUGGGAAACCGACGAUCAAGAGAGUCGGAAGUUUCACAACCAGUGCAAGAUCAACCAAACCUACAGCUCCUGAUGAUCUCACCCAGUAUAGUCAAAAGGUUCAGUUGCGACGUCCUCUAUCACCAACAACUCCUAUAACACGCAUGAGUCGCCAGUUUGGCUUUGAUUUUAAUAUUGGAGAUGAAUAA